UUUAUUUAAAAAUUCGCAGUGGGUGUGCGUGUUACCGGACUGCUUCGUUUCCUAUUCUUUGUUCUAUUUUGUCUUUCCAGGGGUCUCCUCUCUCCCUCUCUUCUUCUUUUCUGUCUCUUACUCUUUGAAAGAAGCCAACAGCUACCAUAAUCUCAGCUCUAAUACAAAAGCCAGAUUCUCGAUUGCAUUAUAUAUAUGUUCUGGUCAACACCAUCGGUAUUUCUCUGAAGCUUCUUCUCCUCUUGUAAGAGAGCGGCAAUAGAUUAGAGGGGUUGGGUGUUGUCGGGUUUCGGUUUCUCGGUACCUCGUUUUUUAUGAAGGGAAAUUGACAAAAUAUCUCUCGGCUUUUCUUUUUAAGGGAAAGCAAAUUGGGAACUCUUAAAAGGCAAAAGAACAAACAAAAAGGAAAUUCCAUCCUCCAUUAAAGAUGGAUUCUGUCAAACUGUCUGCCAUGACUCCAAAAAAGAGUAAAUUUGCACGCGCAGUUGCAAAAGUUCUUCAUCUUCGAGCGGCAACUGGGGUUGCUCCGGUCGAUGGUGUGCAGAAAGUCAAGUCUCAAGAAAGGGUCAAAGAUGAUAAAUUUUGCACCAAGGAUACUGUUAACUGGGCUCAGUCUUUCAAGUUCAGUGAGGAUGAGGAACUCCAGAAGAGUCUGGCUACAGAAGCUCUUCUUGCAAAACUGUUUGCAAGUGUUUCAUCUAUCAAAGCAGCAUAUGCUCAGUUACAGUGUGCUCAAUCUCCAUACGACGUUGAUGGGAUUCAAGCAGCUGAUCAACUGGUAGUUUCUGAGUUGAAGAAUUUAUCUGAGUUGAAGCAAUGUUACAUUAAAAAACAGUUUGAUCCUUCUCCAGAUACUACUAUGGUACUGGCUGAAUUGCAGGAGCAGAAGAGUGUUUCAAAAACCUAUGAAAUUAUGGGGAAUAAAUUGGAGUCCCAGUUGCGGCUCAAAGACUCGGAGAUCAUGUAUCUUAGAGAGAAAUUGGAGGAAUCCAGUAGACAUAAUCAGUUACUUGAUAAGAGACUAAAUCGGAGUGGACAAUUAUCUGUGCUUGACAACCUUCACCAGUCACGUUUGAGCCCUAGUCAUUUCACUGCAGUUGUUCGGUUUACAGUCAAGUCAAUCCAAAGCUUUGUUAAGUUAAUGAUUGAUCAGAUGAAAGCUGCAGAUUGGGAUCUGGAUGCUGCAGCCAAUUCCAUUGUACCAGAUGUGGUUUACUGGAGAGCUGAUGACAAAUGCUUUGCGUUUGAAAGCUUUGUUUGCAGGGAAAUUUUUGAUGGUUUUCAUUUGCCAAACUUUUCCCUUCCAAGUGAGUCGUCUUUAUUAGAGAGGAAGAAUCAAAACCAACUCUUUUUCAAGAGAUUUACAGAACUAAGAUCUGUGAAAGCAAAAGAUUAUCUUGCCCAGAAGCCCAAAUCAACGUUUGCAAAAUUUUGCCGCUCUAAGUACUUGCAACUUGUUCAUCCCCAGAUGGAGACAUCAUUUUUUGGCAAUUUGAGCCAAAGAAGCCUAGUCAAUUCUGGUGGAUUCCCAGACACCACCUUCUUUACCUCUUUCUCUGAACUGGCAAAGCGUGUGUGGAUUCUACAUUGCCUAGCCUUUUCUUUUGAGCCAGAAGCUUCAAUCUUUCAAGUAAGCAAGGGUUGUCGAUUUUCUGAAGUUUACAUGGAAUGUGUAGCUGAGGAUGCACUGCUUUCAUCAGGUAAUGCACAAGAAGCUGACCCACCAGUUGCAUUCACCGUUUUUCCAGGGUUCAGAAUUGGUAAAACUAUAAUCCAGUGUCAGGUCUACCUCUCUCCUACCAAGAGUAAGGUAAAUGUAAAUCAUUGAUCUAUACUCUCACGCUGGACCCACAGUACGAACAGAAACUGAACGUAACUGGAGGGAAGAGGAGGCAGGCCAUUGUCAUGAUUUGCCAUCGAGUAGAGAUUAGUUUGAUGGCAAUGACUGGCCAGAUAGCUGAUUGUUUCAUGUGGGGGCUUGACAUUAUGCAGUGUAAGGUAAACCGUUAACAUCUCAUCGGCCGGUGACGAUGAACAUGGACCCACCAAAGAAUGAGCAGGAGGAGGAAGGCUUACUCAUCAUAAUAUAUAUAUAUAUAUAUUCCCCAUUUGCUUUUGCUUAAAAAUUAGAUGAUGACAGUGAAAAAUGGCCCUUUGCCUGGUUGAACGAUGAGUUAGUGUUGUGGGGACAUGGCAUGGUUGUGCAUUUUGUGUUUUUAUAUAUAAGGUUGGGGCAACCACAGAAUUUCUUUUCUUCAAUUAUGGGAAGACAUUCCACAGUUUUGUUAAUAUUAGGCUAAUGACAGAAGGAAUUUGUUUAAUAGUGUUGCCUCGUUUCCCCAUGUUUUGAUGUUUUUCAUUUUUUAUAUGUACAAAAAAUGAUAAAUAAUUGUAGUGGACAAUUUUAAAUUCGUAA
Messenger RNA from Ricinus communis (castor bean), 2416 nucleotides. RefSeq names its product protein GRAVITROPIC IN THE LIGHT 1. Gene Ontology annotation, biological process: negative gravitropism; response to red or far red light. The transcript is spliced from 4 exons. Bases 428 to 1828 code for a protein of 466 amino acids. NCBI's taxonomy places the organism in Eukaryota, Viridiplantae, Streptophyta, Magnoliopsida, Malpighiales, Euphorbiaceae. The record is from RefSeq and is a predicted model, not a curated record.